AUGCCUAGAGCUCCAUCUUCCCGACCAGUCGGACGGGGUCCUCGAGGUCCGGUCGAGCGUCCGCAAGCUUCGCUAGCAGCCGAGCUGGAAGCCGAUCGGGCCAGUUCAAAGUUUGGCAGCGUAUCCCUGCCAGGUAGGAGAGCGCGCCGGAAUGGUGUGGCGGACGAAGAAGAAGGAGUAGAAGAUGGGGCCUCCUCGAGGAGGUUGAAGGUGACGGGCUCCAAAGCUGGUGGUGAUGCAAAGACGCGGGACACACCAAAGGGAUUCGUCGAUGCUAGGUUGAGCAGAAACAUUCUCAAGCUCGCACGGGAAGAGCAAGAGGAGAUGGAGAGAGAAGCCGAGAUGGACGCUGCUCAGGCUGGUCCCAGUCGUCUCUUCGACGCUGAACUUCGUGGCCCGCCAGUCGCAGAGGACAAUGAUGAGGAUGAAGUGGACAAAGGAAUGCUGGAUGGCGCAUCCGUCACUUCUUCACAAGCAGGAUCUCUGCUGGAAGAGACCGAAGAGAUGGAUCCAACAGAUGCUGCAUUGCUAGCCAGGUUUGCGGAGGAACAUGGUGGAGGUGGAGGUGCAGAGGAGUACCAAGAAGAGCCUGGCAUGAGGGAUCACGAAGACCCAGAUGGCGGAGGAGGACAGACGCUGGCGGACAUCAUCAUGGCCAAGAUCAAAGAAGCCGAAGCGCGCGGCGGCAAAACCGCCAGCUUCAAAUUGGGCGCUGUGGACGGUCAAGAGGCUCAGGAGGAUGCAGCUCUCAAUUCCCUUCCACCGGGUGUAAGCGUCAAGGUUGGCGAGGCGUACACAAAGUGAGUAUAUCGUGGCCAUUGAGCUCUGUGCGCGCUAGCAGCUGUACUAAAUCGUUUCUGCUUUGCUUCUACUCACCAGAGUGGGGAUGCUGCUUUCGCGCUACAAGUCAGGUCCCCUGCCAAAGGCUUUCAAGAUCAUCCCAUCUUUACCCAACUGGGAUGCCAUUUUGUAUCUCACAAAUCCCUCCGGAUGGACCCCUCACGCGACGCUUGCAGCAACACGAAUCCUUUGCAGCAAUUUGAAACCUUCGCAGUCGCAACGCUUCUUCAAGUACGUCUUGCUGCCCAAAUUCAGGGAGCAGGUUCAAGACACCGGAAAGGUAACCCCGCAGGUCUUCGAAGCUUGCAUCAAGGCUGUAUACAAGCCGGCGGCUUUCUUCAAGGGACUUCUCUUCCCGUUAGCAGAGGUGAGACUGCCAAUCUGUACUCUCUGUGACACGGUGAUCAUUGGCGGUGCGCCUACCUACUCAUGCUACCCGCCGUCUUGAACAGGCUGGCUGCACGCUCAAAGAAGCAGCCAUCAUGUCGGCCGUCCUGUCUCGUGUUUCCAUACCCGUGCUACACUCCGCUGCAGCGCUCUUGCGUCUUUCGGAGAUGCAUUACAGAGGACCAACGUCUCUUUUCAUCCGAACUUUGCUCGACAAAAAGUACGCUCUGCCUUACAAGGUCGUGGAUGCGCUCGUCUUUCAUUUCUUGAGAUUCUCCGAUCCUGAGAUGGGAGUAGAGAAGAAUGAUCACGGGGAGAAGAGGAUGCCGGUGCUGUGGCAUCAGAGCUUUCUAGUCUUCUGUCAAAGGUGCGCCAGCGCGAUCGUCAAGUCUUGAUCGGAGCGAAGCUUGCUCAUGCUCAUCCUCGCUCUUGCCGCCUGCCUGCAGGUACAAGCAAGACCUGACGCCAGAUCAAAAAGCGGCACUUUUGGAUCUGCUGCGCGUGCAAAAGCACGACUCUAUAGGACCAGACAUCAGGAGGGAAUUGACGACUGGGCAUGCGCGCGGAGAAAUGCUCGACGAACCCAUCGAUGAGGAUAUGGACGAUGCCAUCAGUCUCUAG
This is a messenger RNA of Ceraceosorus bombacis, 1848 nucleotides long. The record is from the annotation of a GenBank genome assembly. NCBI's taxonomy places the organism in Eukaryota, Fungi, Basidiomycota, Exobasidiomycetes, Ceraceosorales, Ceraceosoraceae.